AUGGAGAUGAAAGGCUUCCUGUGGGAGAGAGCCGUCCCCCGGAGCCAAACAACACUGGAGGCUGGCCGGCUGCCAUCUUGUCAGGGCCGUUCCUGGCAGCCGGGCCGGGUGACUGGCUCCCUCACGGGCCAACCCGCCUGGGGCAAAGAAAGUCAAGGCGCCCAGACCAGCCGUCACUCCUCGGUGAGCGCGGAGCUGCGGCCUGAGCGCUGUCCCGGCCUUCUCAGCCCCAGCCUGGGCCACUUUGGCGAGAGCAGCUGCUUGGCCCGUCCAAAGGGGACAGACUGA
Messenger RNA from Rangifer tarandus platyrhynchus (Svalbard reindeer), 288 nucleotides. Lineage: Eukaryota; Metazoa; Chordata; Mammalia; Artiodactyla; Cervidae. The record is from the annotation of a GenBank genome assembly.